AUGCUGAAUAAGACCAUGCAUAAACCCGACAAAUGGCGUCCACGUCGGAAACUUCUCACGCCCACAUUUCACUACGAGAUCCUCAAAGAUUUUGUCGAGGUCUACAACCGACACGGCCGAACGUUAUUGGGCAAAUUCCUGAAGCACGCUGAUGGUGGUCAAUACGAGGAUAUCUUUCAUACUGUCACCCUCUGCACACUGGAUGUGAUCUGCGAAGCUGCACUUGGCAUCUGUCUCGACGUCCAGAAAAAUCCUCACUCUCCCUAUUUGGAAUCUGUGUUCAAGAUGAAAGUCAUUAUUCAAAAACGAUUGGUCAAGCCUCAGUACUACCCAGAAUUCCUUUUCAACCUAAUUGGUGCCGGAAGAGGAGCAAGCGCGAUGUGUGAAAAUUCUGCACGAAUUCACUGGAAAUGUGAGCUACAAGUUUGUCGAACAUUUUUUAUGAGCUCUUUUAAAAAAAACCUGAAAUUGGGCUUGAGUUGA
This is a messenger RNA of Cooperia oncophora, 483 nucleotides long. NCBI's taxonomy places the organism in Eukaryota, Metazoa, Nematoda, Chromadorea, Rhabditida, Trichostrongylidae. The record is from the annotation of a GenBank genome assembly.